Molecule: messenger RNA, 7314 nt
Organism: Biomphalaria glabrata
Lineage: Eukaryota; Metazoa; Mollusca; Gastropoda; Planorbidae
Product: innexin unc-9-like
Exons: 6
Coding region: 793-2064 (423 amino acids)
Source: RefSeq, a predicted model, not a curated record
GUCUAUUACCAAGAAAAAAAAAUAUGAUAUAUGAUCUAAAUAUAGAUUAAUAGAUUAGCUUUUUUUAAGGAAAAAUGUGGAUUAGUAAAUGCUAUAAAAGCGUUUGACAAAAAAAAACAACACUCCCUUUCUGAUAUCAGUAUUGCUGACUAGAUUAAUUUCUCAUUGUGUGGAUAAUUUAUUUAUCGAAAGCAGCGCAGUCGAAUAUGUUAGGGAUUAAUACUGAUGGAUCUUGUGAUGGAUACAAAUACUGGAAGUGAAGUGUUUGUUUUUUUCAAAGAUAUUUAAGUUUAAAUGUGAAAUUGUGAAAUAUCAGUUUGGAUAACUUGGGACGUCUUGUCAGUUGGAUAACUUGACCGUUUUGUCAGUUUGGAUAACUUGAGACGUCUUGUCAGUUGGAUAACUUGGGACGUCUUGUCAGUUGGAUAACUUGGGACGUCUUGUCAGUUGGAUAACUUGGGACGUCUUGUCAGUUUGGAUAACUUGGGACGUUUUGUCAGUUUGGAUAACUUGAGACGUCUUGUCAGUUGGAUAACUUGGGACGUUUUGUCCCUUUGGAUAACUUGAGACGUCUUGUCAGUUGGAUAACUUGGGACGUCUUGUCAGUUGGAUAACUUGGGACGUCUUGUCAGUUGGAUAACUUGGGACGUCUUGUCAGUUUGGAUAACUUGGGACGUCUUGUCAGUUGGAUAACUUGAGACGUCUUGUCAGUUUGGAUAACUUGAGACGUCUUGUCAGUUGGAUAACUUGUGACGUCUUGUCAGUUUGGAUAACUUGAGACGUCUUGUCAGAAUGUCCACAGUAGAGGCAAAGUCUAUCGGGGCGAUUAUCGGAGGAGUUCCUUCACUAAAGAAACUCCAAGGGGCCAGCAAUGAUGACUGGGUUGACAGGCUCAACCAUGUCUGGACAGUGUUUCUCUUGGCCCUGUUUGCCAUCGUGGUCAGCACAGGCCAGUUUGUGGGUGACCCGAUCCAUUGCUGGUGCCCAGCAGAGUUCACCGGGGCCUAUGUGGAUUAUACCAAGAGCUACUGCUGGAUUAAGAACACUUACUUUAUUCCAAUGGACUCGGCCAUCCCAGUGGAGCAUGUCAACAGGGAGUCUGAGGAGAUCACCUACUACCAAUGGGUACCCUUGAUACUUUUAUUCAUGGCAUUUAUGUUCAAAUUUCCAAACAUCUUAUGGAGGCUGUUCAACGGAGGCUCGGGCAUCAAUCUAGAUAAAAUUGUGGACAUGGCAGAGAAGACUCAGCUGGGCUCACCCGAUGACAGAGACAAGACCAUUGACCACAUCUCAAAGUACAUGGACAGGUGGCUAGAGACCCACAGAGAGUACCAUUGGAACCGCCUGGUGCGGGCCAAGCAGAUGAUGGCAAAGAUUUGCUGUUUCUUCUGCAACAAGCGUGCUGGCACCUACCUGACAGCCUUCUACCUGUUUGUCAAAGUGGUCUAUGCAGCCAAUGUCAUCUCCCAAUUUUUUAUCCUCAACGCUUUUCUGUCUCAGGACUACAAUCUUUAUGGCUUUGAGGUGAUGGAGAUGCUGGGUAACAGCAAUGGUGAAUGGAAAGAGUCCAAAAGGUUUCCUCGCAUCACUCUUUGUGACUUCAAGAUCCGUCAGAUGCAGAACAUCCAGAACUGGACAGUCCAGUGUGUGCUGCCCAUCAAUCUGUUCAAUGAGAAAAUUUUCAUCGUCAUUUGGUUCUGGCUAGUCUUUGUGGCCACUUUGUCUUGCAUCAACCUAGUCAGCUGGCUUUACCGUGUUUUGUUUAAGAGAAACCGUGCAGGUUACAUUAAGAAGUACUUAAAAAUCAACAACGAGCUUCAGACCGGUUUCGACAAGAAGCUAUGUCAGAAGUUUGCCGAUGAAUAUUUACGUGAUGAUGGUGUCUUUGUCAUACGUGUCAUUGCUAAGAACUCGACUGAUCUCGUCGCCACGGACCUCGUAGACAAACUCUGGAAACUCUACAAAGGCAAGAGGAUGAAGAAGAACGAUGAAGAGCCUCCAGCUUUUGACCCAUCCACUUUGCCUGUUAACGAGAAGGAGAAAGAGGCUCUCUAUCCAAAAUAAACAUUUUUGUCGACACUCUGGUAUGCAGGAAGCUGUUCAUGAAAAGUCUGCUUUUGGUGUGACUCUAUGAGUACCAUCACUAACAUCGAGGACUAAAAAGUAAGUUGGUCUUGUCUUGCCUCUAAGAUCAUUUUGUAUAUUUUAGGAUGUUGUAUGAUAAGCUGAUAUGGUUUCGACUUUCCCAAAAAUCUGCACAAUGUAAACAUAUUUUUUUUUUACUUAAUAUAAAGUUUUAACAUAUUGCCACAUUGUAUUUCUUCCAUGUUUUCUAUCGUUCAAACUUUUGUUAAAUGGUACCAUUCCACAAUCAAACAUGUUAAAGUGCCUCUGAUUCCAAUGUUGUCAGUAGUUUCUACUUUAAUGUACUAGUGAGCUGUUGGAUUAAACUAUUCAUAUAUUGCUUCCUUAUUGUCAUGCACAUUUGAAACUUUAUAUAAAUUCUUUAAUUACUGGAAUAAUGUUAAUUGACAUAUUUACAUUUUAUUCACUUUGAACUUUAUGAAUAACCAAGCCACACUUUUCUAUAUAGUUUUUUUUUUAUUAAAAAAUCUUAAGGACAAUGGAGAUAUAGACUUCUUGGAUCCAUUUUAUAAAAUGAUAUUAUUAUUUAGUUAUUUAUUAGAGUGACUACUUUCAUUCGAUGUGGUUACACAUGAAACAGUCUGUAUUGUCCACCAGAUAACUUCAGUUCUUAGUUUAUCUGAGAUGUCACAUAUGUGAAUAUGUAGUUCUUUUUUUUUUAUAGAUUUUCUUUUAGAUAUGUAAAUAUUGUAAACUUUUUUGGUAAUAAUUUAUCAACAUAAAUAGAUUACAAGGUUUGUAUAAAUAUUAGAAGGCCCAGUCCAUAUUAAACAAGCACUAACAUUGCAUGCCGUAAAUAUAAUAGAGAAGGCAAUACGCUGAGGAAAAAAUGUGGAUUAGGGUACAUAUUCUUUUCUUUUUUUCCCAGCAUGCUUUUGUGAACAUAUGUCCACUUUUGAUUUGCUUGGCGUUUAGAUAAAAGUUUUAGUCUUCCGUAUGUAUAGGUGUUGCGAGGGACCUCAUCCUGUUUGUUGCUGUUUGGCCUUUAUUUAUUUGUUAAUAAUGUGUCCUUGAUGCUUAGGUUUUUAAAAUACGACAAUUUUUGUUGGUGUUGAGGUGGUUCUGCUUAUUGUCAAUCUUGAUCAGUUUGGGGCUUACAAUCUCUGAUCUAAACUUUAUCUGAGGAUCAAUAUUAUUAAAAGGGCACAUUAAUAAUAACAUUUUAAAAAGUCAAGGAAUAAUUGGGUUCAAAUUUCUUUCUUUCAUUUAGUUUUACAAACUUCUGGCGAAAUUCACCAUACUUACAGGAAUUUGAACAGCGUUGGUAAAUCUUCUUUUAAACAUGUAUUUUUAAAGAAAUAAACACAAAUUCUGUCUACUUGGGGGUUGUUAAACACACCAUCUUUAUUAGACUCAGGGAAAAAACUGAUGAAUUUCUAUGCUACAGCCUGAAAUGCCAAUAUUAGUUUGAAGUUUCCAGGGUUACAAAGUUAUUGCAAAGCUUAGUCUAGUAGUCUGUACCCAAACGUCUGGAUUAGUAAUUAGCAUCUUAAUUUCUUGAGUCUGAAUAUUGCACCAGACAAGUUUCAGAAACUUUGACCUUAAAGCCCAGUCUGAAAUAGAAUAUUUUUUUAAAGAUUCAUGCUGCAUCUAUUUUAAAAAUGAUAAUAGUUAUCUUGUUCAUCAGUGUCAGCACAAUUCCUAAGGUUGUGACAGCCUUGUAAAUGUAAAUCUUUUUUUUAUUAUCAUAGACUUUGUUGUUCUCAGUCUUCCAGAAAUGUGCAAAUAAUUGCUGCAUCACUCUAUGCAAGCUUACAUUGAUAUUUUUGGCAGCCCUGUAUAGCAUUUUGUCUUGUUAGGAACUCACUAGUUGUCUUGCUAAGAAGUCACUAGUUGUCUUGCUAAGAAGUUACAGCUGUCUUCCUAAGUGGUCACUAGUUGCCUUGCUAAGAUGUCACUAGUUUUCUAUUUCUAGAAAUAGUAAGAAUAGAGGUAUGGAGAAUUUACAUUUUUUGUUUUGUUUUGACUGGACCAAUAUAAAAAGUAAUUCCUCACUUUCAUUCCAAUAGUUUUUCUUACGCAUCAAAAUCAAAUGUACUUUGCCUGGCAAACAUGAUUUCAGAAACGUUGAUUUAUUGCAGGAGAUAAUGGCAUUAGAAAGUUGGGCAUUAUGCUCAUCGAGAGAAAUAAAAGCUGUAUUUUGUAUUAUUUCCAUUAUAAUUUUUUUUUGUGUGUGAAUUUUGAAUUCUUGUAAACAGAUGUUUCAAACAGAUGUCUUUUUUUUUAUCUAAUCAAAUUAAAUUUAUUCUUUUUUUUUUAAGCUUCAUAAAUUUGUUUUUUUUAGAUGUAUUUAUAGCUAAAAUUUUUAAUGCAUGUUAACAACGAAAAACAGCAAAAUUGAUUAAUUUUCAGUUUACGAUUACCAUCAAAAUGCAUUUUUGAGUGUUUUAUCAAAAACUAGUUACUAUUAAAAAAAUCAAAACAAACUUACUUAGUACUUACAAACUGUUGAUAUUUGCAUACUUUAAAUAUUUUUUUAGGUCAGUAUGGCACAUUGUACUUUGAGAUUUGUUUUCAGACUUUUUUUUAUAUUCUGGCAUUUUUUUUAUAUUUUUCCUUGUAAAAAACUAUUCCGGCAUUGAGUUUUAUAUGAAUCUUUAAAAAUUAUAUAUUAGUUUAAUUAAUUACCAUGAAGCUUUCAACUGAAGAGUCUAUGUGUUGUUUUUCCCCUCAACACUGUAUAUUACUUAUUCAAAAGAAAUCUAUCAAAUCUGCUUUUCUAAACUUAUUUAAAGUUGUAUGUAAGAGAAAAAAAGCUGGCAGUACAUUUGUAGCGGACUAAUUUCUAUGUCUGUACAAAAAGAAUGAAUCAAAAACCUGCCACCAGCAAUCUAAUUGAAAAACUGAUCAUUAAAACUUUAUUUGACUUUGACUUUAUUAUCAAUGCAUUUUUGUGUGUGUACAAUUUGUAUUUGCUGUUGUGCUUUUUUUUAAAUGUACUUUCUAUAACUUCUUAAAAGUCAUUGCCUGUGAAAGGAGAUAUUGGAGGACAAAACUAAAUGUUUUUGGAACGGACUGGAGAAAGAAAAAUUAUCUUCCCAAGAAAAUAUUUGUCUGAAGAUCAAAUAAUUGAAGGGAAUUGUUUGACUUUAUUCAGGCUAUUGUUUGACUUUAUGCAGGCAAUUGUUUGGCUUUAUCCAGGCAAUUGUUUGACUUUAUUCAGGUUCUGAGUAUUGGUUGUAGCAUAAGGCUGUACUACAUUUAUUGUGAGUUUGAUUGCUUAUGAAGUAAAAAGAUCAUGGGAAGAUAUAUUUUUUUUUUUAAAUCUGAUUCCCAGGUAUUUUCAGUAGUUAUAUAUAUAGACUCAGAUCAGAAAUGGAUUUAUUUAGAUGUUAGGUAAUGCAAUGUGGCACAUCAAAAUCAGCUCCUCCUUCCAUCGUCAUCCUUUUAUUCCCAACGUUAGUGUUGGAAUCAAUGUCUCAGACAGUCACUCCGUUUUUAUGCCUUUUGUAUUUCACCUUUUUUUGUUUUGUUAACCAUUUAUGUUUAAAUCAUUUGUCAUACCAAGUUUCUUUGUCAACUUCAUAUAGUGAAGUGUUAACAUUUCAUCAUAUUUUAUUUUUGUUUAUUGUACAAGAAUAGACUUUUGUACUUCUAUACAAUACUUUGUUACUAACAUCAGAAAUUUCCAGUCAUUUUUCUUCUGCAUUCCAAAAGAAUCCAAAACAUUUUGACCAAACCUUUUUUUUUAGCUUAAUUUUUUUUUCACAAAGCUUCUUUUUCAACCUUUGUUAUUAAAGUGAGCCAUAAGGUAUACAAAAAAAAUAAAUAAAUUUCCUCUUAACUUUUGAAACAUUUCAAAGCUCAACUUCUUUCCACCAUUCCAUUGUUAAAUUAGUAGUGUCAUAGUUCUGGAUUUGGUUAUUGAAUUGUGGCAUUAUAUAUAAGGCAUGCCAAAUUUUAAUUGUAUCUAUUUAUAGUGCAUUCAGUUAUACAGGUUUAAUAUUUCCCAACUUUUCUUGGGUCAGGACCCCUUUCAAAAAUGUAUGUUACUCACAUUUCCAGAUAUUGUUAUUGCUUUUCUGGUUCAACUGGAUUCCAAAGUUUUAUUCAUUUUAAAAUUUUUUUUAAUGGGCAUUGUCAUUGACAUUUCUUUCAAAUUAACCAACAAUAACAUUAAUAGCUGUGUACUUCAUCCCAAAGCAGUGCCAUUCUAACAGGUAUUUUAAUAUACAAUUUGGUUGUUAUAGGAUUCUGAAAUAGUGUGCAAGCUCUAUCGUGUCACUGACAUAUGUAUACCGUCUGUGAAAUCUAAUGCAUUUAUUAUCUGUUAGUCCUAAUUUAUUAGUGAUGUACCUCAUAUGCCAGUUUGUAAACAUAUAUUUUGAAAAAUAUGGGAAUGCAAGUUAAUCAUGUUUGUAAAAUGAAUCGCUUGGUGAGACUGGUGUAUGCUGUAAAUCAGUAGCCAGGGGUUCUUAACAUUUUAUCUAUCACCACAUCUCUUGUCUUAUUUUUCAAUUUAUAAAUUCUGCAUGUCAUAGCAAGUAAAAAAAGAUGUAUUCAAAGAAUGAAAAAAAAAAAAUUAAAAUGAUUACUAUUAAUAAAUUAAAAAAUUGAACUAUUAAUUUCAGAACUUUGACUUUGGCUUAGGUAAAUUAAUUAAUAAAGAACCCUUGUCAUGAGCUGCUUUUUGAUGGAAAUAUGUCUUCUUUUUUUAUCACAAACUUUAUUGAAUGAUAACAUUUUCCAUUGUUUUAUUUGUAUUUGUUGAUAUGUUUGGGUCCAAUUCCAUUCUUUCUAUUUUGAUGUACAAUAAAGUUUGUCACAGUGAAUUGGUGUAUCUGGCAUUCAAUUAAGUGCCUUAAACAUUUUUGUUUCUUUUCUUUUUGUUUGUUUGUUUAAGUUUUCACAAUUUAAAAAAAAAAUUAUAUUCCUUUUUUGUAUGAAUUCAUUAUUGCAUGAUUGAAUGUGUGGUUUCAAAUGUAUUCUCAAUGAGAUCAUUCUUAAAGUUUUGAUUGGGUAAAGGCUAGAUUUAAGUAACUAAAAAAAAAAUGUGUAUAUUUUGUUACAUCAGGGUCAAGGACAUGCAACCAUCUAUGUAGGCUACUAGCUAUGUUAUGUUUCUAUUUUGGACAUUUUUAUUGUUUAAAACGAAAUAUUGUCAGAAUAUUUUAAAUCAAAACCUGAUUUCAAUAAACAUAUUUCUUAUAAAAGUUUUUAUAGUCCUAA